This is a messenger RNA of Anguilla anguilla (European eel), 11313 nucleotides long. Its product is annotated as receptor-type tyrosine-protein phosphatase eta-like. NCBI's taxonomy places the organism in Eukaryota, Metazoa, Chordata, Actinopteri, Anguilliformes, Anguillidae. The transcript has 42 exons. Bases 963 to 9455 code for a protein of 2830 amino acids. Gene Ontology annotation, biological process: angiogenesis; protein dephosphorylation. The record is from RefSeq and is a predicted model, not a curated record. Gene Ontology annotation, molecular function: cadherin binding; protein tyrosine phosphatase activity.
GAUAGUGUCGUGGACUUUAAAUCUGCCACAGGAGACGAUAAGGAAAUAAAGACAGGGCUCCAUAAAGCCUGGUUGAGCAGCCUAGAAUUCCGUUAUAAGUUACUGUAUCUUCAGUGGCGCGGAGGCGCGUUGGAAUAGGCUACCAGUAGUUUGCGUAUUGUUCUGCGGCUCGACGGGCACAAGGCGUUUUUUUCAGUCAAUCCUUAAAUGUUAAGAAUACCAGAGCUUGGUAAAGCUACCCUAUACGACUGCCAUUUAGGGAGAGAUGACCACAACAACCGCACCUUAUGAGCUAUUUUUGAACGUUUUGUCCCGGUCACAUUUGGGAUUUCUAGAUAUGUAGUGCGUUUCAAGUUAACUACAAAUGAAUAGCGGUCCCCGGAUGUGCCACUGUAUAUCUUAUGUACGUUUUUGUAGUAUAGAUAUUAUCAUACAUCCUAUGCUCAUCGCGCACUUAUUUCAGGAAUGGGGAAUCAAGCCGAUAAAUAUUUAUCUAAAUUGUACAGUCCACUGGGGAUGGGACUGCGGUAAAUAAAAGAAGAAAAAAGAAGUGCAAUCGCCGGAUAUACAAAAUAGAUUAGAUUAGAUUUAAGAGUUUUUAUAAGGGGAAAUAAGGGAAGGGAAAGCUGAACAGGCGGAGAGUUGAGCAGGCGGGUCACCAGCGCGAAACGCUAACUUUUAAUUGGACGCUUGCAGUUAGCGCUCCACCCAGAAAACGCAAACUUUCUUCCUCUUGGACCGUUUCUCACGGCUUUAGCGAAAUUGUGAAGACAGGAGUGUGAGUCGUAGGGCUCGAUCGAGUUCGAUGUUAGAAUCUAUAACACAUUUCGUUUGAUUCUGUCACCAUACGCAAAGAGGGUCGAGAAGAGAGGACAGAAACGAAAACGCGAGCGCGUGCUGUUGACAUGCCGGGGGGCAUCAGCAAAUAAUCCACGCGCAACUGUCACCGAUAGAGCCUCAUCAUGAGGGGGCUGUCCUUUAACGGGGUCUUGUCUACGACGCUUCUUGGCCUUUGGAUGUUUUUUAAGGUUUCAUGUGAACAGUCAGUCUUAAUUACAGGGGAAAACAGUACCACAGUGACCACAAUCAGUGGACCAUUUGCUGAAGACUCAGAGUCUGUUUCCAAUGCAACAUGGCCGUAUCCAAUCCUUUGGUUAAAUGCCACCACGAUCAACACAACGGUGGUGGUUCUGCACUGGCACAGACCUCAGGGGUACCAGCAGGGAUACUCAAACAGGGUGGAGACCUCCGGCUGUACUUCUGCCCCACGGAACCAGACAGAACAAGACUCCAUGGCCACCAUCACCGGCCUGACCCCAGGAACCAACUGCUCCUUUACCGUCUACUCCCAGGUCCAGAAUGGCAUUGAGGGAGAGCCUAUCUCUGUGUACCAGUACACAAAGCCUGAAAGAGUGAGCCCUACCAUUCCAAACAGAGGCACCAGUGACACCAUUGAGGUGACAUGGCUGUCUCCACCUGGCAAUGUGGAAAAGUACAAGGUCAACUUGACCAGCAAUUAUGGAGACAACCAAACAAAGUUUCUCAACUCCAGCUUUCAGUCAUGGUUAUUCAGUGGCCUGGCAGCUGGGAGAAACUACACAGUCGUAGUGACCACAAUCAGUGGACCCUUUGCUGAAGACUCAGAGCCUGUUUCCAAUGCAACAUAUCCCAAUCCACCUGGAGCUAUUCAUGCAGAAGGGCAGACCACUGAUUCCAUUACUAUCAGUUGGGGUAGGCCCCAAGGCAUGGACUUGGGCCAGUACAGUUUCAUCAUAUUCUGUCAACCCCAUCAAAAUGGUCAAAAUGAGAGCACAAACAACACUGCUGUAUUGGAGAACCUGACAUCCGGGACUCUGUACAACAUCUCGGUGGUAACCGUAGGUCCAAUGGGCUACCACAGCUCUGCAGCCACUGCAGGAAUCUACACCAGGCCGUAUCCCAUCCUUGGGUUAAAUGCCACCACCAUCAACACAACGGUGGUGGUUUUGCACUGGCACAGUCCCCAGGGGUACCAGCAGGGAUACUCAUACAGGGUGGAGACCUCCUGCUGUAUGCCUACCCCACGGAACCAGACAGAGCAAAACUCCAUGGCCACCAUCACCGACCAAAACUCCAUGGCCACCAUCACCGACCUGAUUCCAGGCACCAACUGCUCCUUUACCGUCUACUCCCAGGUCCAGAAUGGCAUUGAGGGAGAGCCCAUCUCUGUGUACCAGUACACAAAACCUGAAAGAGUGAGCCCUACCAUUCCAAACAGGGGUGCCAACGACACCAUUGAGGUCACAUGGCUGUCUCCAACUAGCAAUGUGGAAAAGUACAAGGUCAACUUGACCAGCAAUUAUGGAGAUAACCAAAUAAAGUUUCUCAGGUCCAGCUUUCAGUCAUGGUUAUUCAGUGGUCUGGCAGCUGGGAGAAACUACACAGCCGUAGUGACCACAAUCAGUGGACCCUUUGCUGAAGACUCAGAGCCUGUUUCCAAUGCAACAUAUCCCAAUCCACCUGGAGCUAUUCAUGCAGAAGGGCAGACCACUGAUUCCAUUACUAUCAGUUGGGGUAGGCCCCAAGGCAUGGACUUGGGCCAGUACAGUUUCAUCAUAUUCUGUCAUCCCCAUCAAAAUGGUCAAAAUGAGAGCACAAACAACACUGCUGUAUUGGAGAACCUGACAUCCGGGACUCUGUACAACAUCUCGGUGGUAACCGUAGGUCCAAUGGGAUACCACAGCUCUGCAGCCACUGCAGGAAUCUACACCAGGCCGUAUCCCAUCCUUGGGUUAAAUGCCACCACCAUCAACACAACGGUGGUGGUUUUGCACUGGCACAGUCCCCAGGGGUACCAGCAGGGAUACUCAUACAGGGUGGAGACCUCCUGCUGUAUGCCUACCCCACGGAACCAGACAGAGCAAAACUCCAUGGCCACCAUCACCGACCAAAACUCCAUGGCCACCAUCACCGACCUGAUUCCAGGCACCAACUGCUCCUUUACCGUCUACUCCCAGGUCCAGAAUGGCAUUGAGGGAGAGCCCAUCUCUGUGUACCAGUACACAAAACCUGAAAGAGUGAGCCCUACCAUUCCAAACAGGGGUGCCAACGACACCAUUGAGGUCACAUGGCUGUCUCCAACUAGCAAUGUGGAAAAGUACAAGGUCAACUUGACCAGCAAUUAUGGAGAUAACCAAAUAAAGUUUCUCAGGUCCAGCUUUCAGUCAUGGUUAUUCAGUGGUCUGGCAGCUGGGAGAAACUACACAGCCGUAGUGACCACAAUCAGUGGACCCUUUGCUGAAGACUCAGAGCCUGUUUCCAAUGCAACAUAUCCUAAUCCACCUGGAGCUAUUCAUGCAGAAGGGCAGACCACUGAUUCCAUUACUAUCAGUUGGGGUUGGCCCCAAGGCAUGGACUUGGGCCAGUACAGUUUCAUCAUAUUCUAUCAAGCCUCUCAAAAUGAGACCACAAACAACACUGCUGUAUUGGAGAACCUGACAUCCGGGACUCUGUACAACAUCUCGGUGGUGACCGUAGGUCCAAUGGGCUACCACAGCUCUGCAGCCACUGCAGGAAUCUACACCAGGCCGUAUCCCAUCCUUGGGUUAAAUGCCACCACGAUCAACACAACGGUGGUGGUUUUGCACUGGCACAGACCCCAGGGGUACCAGCUGGGAUACUCAUACAGGGUGGAGACCUCCUGCUGUAUGCCUACCCCACGGAACCAGACAGAGAAAAACUCCAUGGCCACCAUCACCGAACAAAACUCCAUGGCCACCAUCACCGACCUGAUUCCAGGCAUCAACUGCUCCUUUACCGUCUACUCCCAGGUCCAGAAUGGCGUUGAGGGAGAGCCCAUCUCUGUGUACCAGUACACAAAGCCUGAAAGAGUGAGCCCUGCAGUUUCAAACAGAGGCACCAAUGACACCAUUGAGGUCACAUGGAAGCCUCCACUUGGCAAUGUGGAAAAGUACAUGGUCAACUUGACCAGCAAUUAUGGAGACAAUCAAUCAAUGGUUGUCAGCUACAUCGUUCCGUCACCGUUAUUCAGUGGUCUGACACCUGGAAGAAAAUACACAGUCGUAGUGACCACAAUCAGUGGACCCUUUGCUGAAGACUCAGAGCCUGUUUCCUGUGCGACAUGGCCGUAUCCCAUCCUUGGGUUGAAUGCCACCACGAUCAACACAACGGUGGUGGUUCUGCACUGGCAUAGACCCCAGGGGUACCAGCAGGGAUACUCAUACAUGGUGAAGACCUCCGGCUGUACUUCUGCCCCACGGAACCAGACAGAGCAAGACUCCAUGGCCACCAUCACCGGCCUGACCCCAGGAACCAACUGCUCUUUUACCGUCUACUCCCAGGUCCAGAAUGGCAUUGAGGGAGAGCCUAUCUCUGUGUACCAGUACACAAAACCUGAAAGAGUGAGCCCUGCAGUUUCAAGCAGAGGCACCAAUGACACCAUUGAGGUCACAUGGCGUUCUCCACGCGGCAAUGUGGAAAAGUACAUGGUCAACUUGACCAGCAAUUAUGGAGAUAACCAAAUAAAGUUUCUCAGGUCCAGCUUUCAGUCACAGUUAUUCAGUGGUCUGGCAGCUGGGAGAAAAUACACAGUCGUAGUGACCACAAUCAGUGGACCCUUUGCUGAAGACUCAGAGCCUGUUUCCAAUGCAACAUAUCCUAAUCCACCUGGAGCUAUUCAUGCAGAAGGGCAGACCACUGAUUCCAUUACUAUCAGUUGGGGUCGGCCCCAAGGCAUGGACUUGGGCCAGUACAGUUUCAUCAUAUUCUAUCAACCCCAUCAAAAUGGUCAAACUGAGAGCACAAACAACACGGCUGUAUUGGGGAACCUGACAUCCGGGACUCUGUACAACAUCUCGGUAGUGACCGUAGGUCCAAUUGGCUACCACAGCUCUGCAGCCACUGCAGGAAUCUACACCAGGCCGUAUCCCAUCCUUGGGUUAAAUGCCACCACGAUCAACACAACGGUGGUGGUUUUGCACUGGCACAGACCCCAGGGGUACCAGCUGGGAUACUCAUACAGGGUGGAGACCUCCUGCUGUAUGCCUACCCCACGGAACCAGACAGAGAAAAACUCCAUGGCCACCAUCACCGACCAAAACUCCAUGGCCACCAUCACCGACCUGAUUCCAGGCACCAACUGCUCCUUUACCGUCUACUCCCAGGUCCAGAAUGCCAUUGAGGGAGAGCCCAUCUCUGUGUACCAGUACACAAAGCCUGAAAGAGUGAGCCCUGCAGUUUCAAACAGAGGCACCAAUGACACCAUUGAGGUCACAUGGAUGCCUCCACUUGGCAAUGUGGAAAAGUACAUGGUCAACUUGACCAGCAAUUAUGGAGACAAUCAAUCAGUGGUUGUCAGCUACAUCGUUCCGUCACCGUUAUUCAGUGGUCUGACACCUGGGAGAAAAUACACAGUCGUAGUGACCACAAUCAGUGGACCCUUUGCUGAAGACUCAGAGCCUGUUUCCAAUGCAACAUAUCCCAAUCCACCUGGAGCUAUUCAUGCAGAAGAGCAGACCACUGAUUCCAUUACUAUCAGUUGGGGUAGGCCCCAAGGCAUGGACUUGGGCCAGUACAGUUUCAUCAUAUUCUGUCAACCCCAUCAAAAUGGUCAAAAUGAGAGCACAAACAACACGGCUGUAUUGGAGAACCUGACAUCCGGGACUCUGUACAACAUCUCGGUGGUGACCGUAGGUCCAAUGGGCUACCACAGCUCUGCAGCCACUGCAGGAAUCUACACCAGGCCGUAUCCCAUCCUUGGGUUAAAUGCCACCACGAUCAACACAACGGUGGUGGUUCUGCACUGGCACAGGCCCCAGGGGUACCAGCAGGGAUACUUGUACAGAGUGGAGACCUCCGGCUGUACUUCUGCCCCACGGAACCAGACAGAACAAGACUCCAUGGCCACCAUCACCGGCCUGACCCCAGGAACCAACUGCUCCUUUACCGUCUACUCCCAGGUCCAGAAUGGCAUUGAGGGAGAGCCUAUCUCUGUGUACCAGUACACAAAACCUGAAAGAGUGAACCCUGCCAUUUCAAACAGGGGUGCCAACGACACCAUUGAGGUGACAUGGAUGCCUCCACCUAGCAAUGUGGAAAAGUACAUGCUCAGCUUGACCAGCAAUUAUGGAAACAACCAAACAAAGUUUCUCAACUCCAGCUUUCAGUCAUGGUUAUUCAGUGGUCUGGCAGCUGGGAGAAAAUACACAGUCGUAGUGACCACAAUCAGUGGACCCUUUGCUGAAGACUCAGAGCCUGUUUCCAAUGCAACAUAUCCUAAUCCACCUGGAGCUAUUCAUGCAGAAGGGCAGACCACUGAUUCCAUUACUAUCAGUUGGGGUCGGCCCCAAGGCAUGGACUUGGGCCAGUACAGUUUCAUCAUAUUCUAUCAACCCCAUCAAAAUGGUCAAACUGAGACCACAAACAACAGGGCUGUAUUGGAGAACCUGACAUCCAGGACUCUGUACAACAUCUCGGUGGUAACCGUAGGUCCAAUGGGCUACCACAGCUCUGCAGCCACUGCAGGAAUCUACACCAGGCCGUAUCCCAUCCUUGGGUUAAAUGCCACCACGAUCAACACAAUGGUGGUGAUUCUGCACUGGCACAGGCCCCAGGGGUACCAGCAGGGAUACUCAUACAGGGUGGAGACCUCCGGCUGUACUUCUGCCUCACGGAACCAGACAGAACAAGACUCCAUGGCCACCAUCACCGACCUGAUUCCAGGAACCAACUGCUCCUUUACCGUCUACUCCCAGGUCCAGAAUGGCAUUGAGGGAGAGCCCAUCUCUGUGUACCAGUACACCAAACCUGAAAGAGUGAGCCCUGCAGUUUCAAACAGAGGCACCAAUGACACCAUUGAGGUGACAUGCCUGCCUCCACGCGGCAAUGUGGAAAAGUACAAGGUCAACUUGACCAGCAAUUAUGGAGAUAACCAAAUAAAGUUUCUCAGCUCCAGCUUUCAGUCACAGUUAUUCAGUGGUCUGGCAGCUGGGAGAAACUACACAGUCGUAGUGACCACAAUCAGUGGACCCUUUGCUGAAGACUCAGAGCCUGUUUCCAGUGCAACAUAUCCAAACGCUCCUGGUCCAAUCACGGUCACAAACAAGACCACAAAUUCAGUCGCCAUAGAGUGGACGCCGGCUCCCGGCAUGGACCGUGGCUCUUUCUCUUACCAUGUGACCUACGGCUCGUCAGCACAUGACCUUAAAUCACGUGACACUGACCUCAAUGAGUUAACUGUUCGUGGCCUGGUUUCUGGAACUCCGUACAACAUCUCUGUGGCCACAGUCGGCCUGUUCCAGUACGCGAGUCAGCCGGUGCUCCGCUUCGUUACGACAAGACCAGAGAGCGUUCGGGGCCUUCAACAAUCCUCGACCACCGUUGACAUGAUCAGCAUAGCAUGGCAGCGGCCUGUUGGGUUCAAACCCGGGUACUCUUACGGCGUGACGGUACGGAACAGCACAGGCCAUCUCAUCAGGGACGGAAGCACCUCACAACUGUCCCAUAACUGGAUGGGGCUGUCUCCCGGCAACCGCUACACUUUCGGGGUGACCUCCCGGACGUCCGACGGAACACCGGGCUCUCCCGUGACCAUUUCCGUCUGUACGGAUGCGUCUCCCGUUGUCAUCUUCAAAUGUGACGGACCCAACCGCACUGGCCCCGUGCUGAACCUAGCGUGGGACAGUCCCGAAGGCGCUAACAAAGGAUUCAGUUUGACCUGGGGGGACACUGGGAGCGUGACCCUUCCCCCCUGCACAGGCAACUGCAGACACAACAUCGAAAACCUCUCGUACUACACCCGGUACCAAGUGCGCAUAACAACGCUUGGCUGUGGGGAAACCAGCAGUGUCCACAAAACUGACUGCCAGACGGGCAUCACAGCUCCACCUGAACCAAGCAGAAGCACUGGAUUUGCCGUCCGAGAAAAGAAGCAUAAUAUGUUUGUUCUGAAAUUCAACUCGAGCAUAUUAAAUAGUAAAAACGGACCAAUUGUGGCUUAUGGUAUACUAAUGACAUCGAAUUUGAAAGAGUUUUCUAACGAAAACAACGUUGGUUUACAAAAAUACCUCAAUAAAACCCACGAUGACUGGACAAAAGAUGAAAGUGUCCCUUAUCUGGCAACCGCACUUGAUACUAAUGUAGAACAAACUCGAAAUGAGAAAUCUGAGUUUGAGGUGAACAUAGGAUCGGGUUCGAGGUGGAACGGAUACACCAACGGACCGCUGUCGGCCAGGACAACUUACAGAUUUGCGUUAGUGAUGUUUACCUACGUUGCACUAGCAAAUGAAUUGGUUGACGCAUCACGAUCCUUGUUCUCAAUAUCUAAGUUUUUUGACGAAGAUGUCGCCCUUCCAGAAAAUCCAACGGUUAUUACGGUGGGGGCCUUGGCAGGAGCGCUGUCCGCAGUAACCUGUUUCACAGCCAUUGCAGCCGGGGUCUACUGGAAGAAAGCUACCAGGAAGACACCUUCAGACAUCCCUAUCGAGUCCAUGAGAGCCAAAGUUGGUGCCCCUGUGCGAGUGGAGGACUAUGAGGCGUACCACCGGAGGCAAAGUGCCAAUUCCAACUGCGGCUUUGCCGAAGAAUAUGAGGAGCUGAAGCCUGUCGGCAUCGGCCAGUGCAAGGUUAGCGCAGAGGCCCUGGAAAACAAGGGAAAAAACCGCUACACCAACGUCCUCCCGUACGAAUCCUCACGAGUCAAGCUGUCGAUCCAGGGAAGUCCGUACGACGACUACAUCAACGCCAGCUAUGUCCCGGGGUACAACUGCAAGAAGGAGUUCAUCGCGGCCCAGGGUCCUCUGCCCGGCACGGUGGACGAGUUCUGGCGGAUGCUCUGGGAGAAGAACGUCCGCACGCUGGUCAUGCUGACCAGGUGCAACGAACAGGGACGGGUGAAAUGUGAAGAAUACUGGCCUUCCCGGACCAAACAUUUUAAAAACAUCUUCGUGACAACCACGUCUGUAGUCCCAUUGGAGGACUGGACCGUCAGAGACUUUGAUGUCAAAAAUGUGAAGACAGCAGAGACGCGCUCUCUGCGCCAGUUCCACUUCACAGCCUGGCCCGACCACGGGGUCCCGGAGUCCACCGAACUGCUCAUCGACUUCCGCCACUUGGUGCGGGAGCACAUGGACCUGGUCUCCCGAAACUCCCCCACCGUGGUGCACUGCAGUGCGGGAGUGGGCCGGACGGGCACCAUGAUCGCCAUCGACCACCUCCUCUUCCAGAUCGAGAGGGACAGCAUGGUGGACCUGUACGGAACCGUGUACAGCAUGCGGAUGCACCGGGCCCUCAUGGUCCAGACCGAGGACCAGUACGUGUUCCUGCACAAGUGUGCCUUGGACAUCAUCAAAUCGAGGACGGGGACCAACGUGGACCUGAUUUAUCAGAACGUAGCAGCGGUCGACAUUUACGAGAAUGUUACGACCAUAAAGGGGGCGGCAGGGGUCUCGAGACCAUAGCCUUCGCCCGAAACCUUCCAUCUCCACGCCCUGCAGCACAGAAUCCUCCUGCCUAAUGAUCUUGAAGAUUUAAGGAAAAAUAUUUUAUGUCUUUUAUACAGAAAGUUUAAUAUUUUUUAAUGAAUCUGAAUUGUUAAUUUUUUCAGUUAAAAUUUUUAAAUUUAUUUUGGCUGACUUUUCAGGUAAACAAUAUGCAAUAGUUUUGAUAGUGGAAACUGCAAAAAUACUGUAUGCAUUAAGCUUUGCACAUUCCUUGUAAUGAAGAAACAGGCUAUUUUAUAAAUUGGUAUUUUUGUGCUUAUGAAACAGAUUGUUUCAGUACCGCUAAUCAGGAUAAAUAUAUGGCUAUUUACGCAAUGUUUUUUUUUUGUGAAUACAGGAUAAGAUUUUAUAAAUAUCCUACUGAAACAAAUUUAAGUACACAAGCACACACAAACACACACACUGCACAUAAACACACACACGCACACACAGACAUACACAUGCACACACAAACACACACACACAUGCGCGCACACGCACACGUCCUGAAAAAUGUUGCACUCAGGACAUGGUUUUUCUUUCUUAGGGCUGGUAGGCGGGGUGCCAUUCGUUUUAAAAAUAAACUUUGUGAUAUUUAUGUCACCACAAGCCUGUCAUCAGGUUAUGUGGUUAUGUUUUUUUCCCUCAUAUGCUUCAGAAGCAGAGCACUUAAUUUCAGUUUCCCGCGAUAGCUGUGCUCAUAUGGUCUGCCCUGCACUGGUACUGUGACGUCUAGGCCCUGGCACACCAGCCAGUUUCUUCAGAGGCCAUUUUGUUUGUGUUUCUUACUUGGGGGUUCGGGGUGGGGGAGGGGGGUGUAGGGUUUUUUGUCAGAGCACUGUGGAAAUCUGACACACAGUGAAGUGAUCUGCACCAGAAUCAGGGGCCUUGUGAACGUUUCCGUUCCGCAAAGAGUACGUGUUUCCAUUUGACACGGCAGCUGUUGAGAGCGAAUGUAUAGCACAGUACAAAAAUCCAUGCUGGAAUUUUCAGUGUAGUACAAUGUGAUGUGUGUUCAGAUCAUCAAUAUGUCUAAUAUGGUAUGAGAUGAUUUGCUGAAUUUUAAAUUGUUUAGUUUUUUGUUUAUAUUUUAAUUUCAACCUAUUCUCAGCACUGUUUGACUGAAUGCACUGGUUGCAUAUUUUAUGCAUUUUUGACUGUAUUAGUAACUAACUUUUCGAUUUCUAUUUUUGAUUUUUACAUGAGGAACAUUAGAGUUCCCUUUUUAAUAUAGUCACAGCAGAGUGACUCUGUGUAAAUUAAAUAAUUGUUGCUACACGCUGUUGAAAUGUCAUUUUUGCUUUGUUUAUAAGCUGACCCUGUUGGCUUCUUGCGCAUAUAUCUACUUGGGGUUUGUGACCCCCCUCAAAGACGGCUCAGCAGAGGAAGGUCAAAGGGCAUAGGUCAAUUCAUGUCGUGGACCUUCCAGAAAACUGCCUCAGUCUUUUUUUAUUUUUUUCCUCAUUGUGUUUGUUAGAAGUGAAAUUACCAGUCAGAACACAAAGAAAAUGGCUGAAGUAAGAUGCAGGUAAACCCUACCUAUACCUCAGGUACAGUGCUGAGAUGAUACGCUGUCAUAACUGAGCUGUGAUAUUAAAGUUGAGUGCUUAUUAAACUGCUGAAGUACCAGCUGCUGAUGUGGGCAGGGGUGUUGGCUGUUUUUAUUGGUUCUGUAUGUUCAGUGCAUGCAUCAGUACCGAUUGCUCAGUUUGCCCACAAAAAAAAAAAAAAAAGUAAAAAGUUAAUUUUACAGUAAUGCGGUAACAGGCUAUGUAUCUGAGGAGUGUUAAAUGUAUUACGGUGUUUCGCGGUAAAUAAAACAAUUAUUUACAUUUUA